Molecule: messenger RNA, 426 nt
Organism: Rotaria sp. Silwood1
Lineage: Eukaryota; Metazoa; Rotifera; Eurotatoria; Philodinida; Philodinidae
Source: the annotation of a GenBank genome assembly
AUGCCAAAAAAAGGUCGAACAAAUAUGAAUUUGACUCCUAAGGAAUGUGAUAUACUUACAGCAAAUGCUAAACUUACUGAGCAAGAAAUUCGAGAAUGGCAUACAGAUUUUCUUCGUCAAUAUCCAUCAGGUACACUUGAUAAAAAGACAUUUAUUGAUUAUUAUCAGAAAUUACAUCCACAUGAUCAAGCAGAUAUAACAGAAAUUUUUGAUCGAAUCAAUAUAAAUGAUGAUGAUGGGAUGAUUCCGAACGAUGGACAAAUUUAUCGAAAAGAACUAACUAAUUUAAUAUCAGUUAUGUACUACCGUGCUGGUAUAACUGAUCAAAAAGACAUUAGUGGUGAUAAGAAAUUAAGUAAACAAGAAUUUGUUAAUGGAUGUAUGAAUGAUCCAGUUAUUUGUGAUCUAUUAGUUCCAUGUUGUUAA